AUGGAUCGUACUGCAGAUACGCGUCGCUCAUUAGUGGAGUACAACCACUCAUGCGGGAUUGGGCUCCAGAGUAGGAUCGAGGUCUCAUAUGGUUCAAACCGAGUGAAGCCUAUCAACGAAAGCAUGCACGUUGUAGCUCCUUNCUUUGCUCGUCGUCUACGUUUGCCUAGAUACCUGGCCCCUAAGUGGCAAGCUAAGGGCGAAGGAGUGAAGCAAAACGACUUACAGGAAAGGAACGAAAGGGAUCUAGAAGCGGGUGAGCUCCCCGGUCUGGGAGUUAAAGGCAAGCAGUACUCCCUGUAA
Molecule: messenger RNA, 303 nt
Organism: Striga asiatica
Lineage: Eukaryota; Viridiplantae; Streptophyta; Magnoliopsida; Lamiales; Orobanchaceae
Source: the annotation of a GenBank genome assembly